Rhipicephalus sanguineus (brown dog tick) is the source of this 980-nucleotide messenger RNA. RefSeq lists its product as uncharacterized. The transcript is spliced from 3 exons. The record is from RefSeq and is a predicted model, not a curated record. The coding region runs from base 1 to 888 and encodes 295 amino acids. Lineage: Eukaryota; Metazoa; Arthropoda; Arachnida; Ixodida; Ixodidae.
AUGCCGUUGGCUGCACAGAACUCCUUCAAAGCGGUGCCCACCAGAAGCAGAGCCGGCUGCAUCCUCUGCCGCGGCCGUCGCAAGUUCCCGCACAAGUGCAGCUCGACCCACGAGGUCAACUUCGGCAACGAGGCCUCCAUAGAGCAACAAAACGGCGGGCGCCGGUAUAGCCUACCCGUGGUGUUUCGGAUCGUCGAAGGUGACCGCACCUUCUGGGACGUCAACCCGAACCAGAUCGCCCGCGAACUGGUUACAAUACUCGGCAGGGACGUGGUGCACCAACGGCUCAGUCGACGAGGACUGCUCACAGUUCGCGUGGCCACGGCCGACGCGGCCAUUAAGCUUCUGGACAUCAAGACCCUUGGAGGCCUGAGCGUCGAGGCGAGCAUACCGACGGCGCUACUCAAGAACGAGGGUAAGAUACGAACGGUGCCCUAUCGCGACACGGACCAGCAGAUCUUCGAGAAGCUCAGGCACCUCGGGGUCGUCAGCGUGCGACGACAGUACAGCCUCAGGAAGACCGAGGACGGCAGCGUCGUACGGGGGCCCCGCGGGGUGAUCGUGCUCACCUUCAAGGAGGACGUUUCGCUGCCCACGCGCGUGAUGCUCGGCGACUUCUCGUACCCGGUCGAGGAGUACCUGGAGCCGCCGUUGCAGUGCCACAACUGCAUGCGGUACGGCCACUGCUACAAGGUCUGCCGCGGAACCGUCCGCUGUCGCAAGUGCGCGGGGCCACACAGGAUCAAGGAAUGCACAGUCAAGGAAAUGCGCUGCGCCAACUGCUACGGUCCCCACCGAGCAACCUAUCCGGGCUGCCCGAAGCGCAGGGACGCAGCAUUUGCGCAAAGAAUCCGCAAGUUUCGGAUAGAGGAAGAAUUAGCCGAGUGACCUGCGGCCAAGUCAAAAGUGCCAGCGAAAGUGAGAGACUACGCGUGCAGUCUCAGAAACGAGACGCGGCCUCGUACAGCGUUACAAAUAAA